Paramuricea clavata is the source of this 2039-nucleotide messenger RNA. The record is from the annotation of a GenBank genome assembly. Lineage: Eukaryota; Metazoa; Cnidaria; Anthozoa; Malacalcyonacea; Plexauridae.
CUGAAAACCACUAAAGGUCCAGACACACACUCAAAAAACAGUUUAGUCCCCCCUUUGGGACACUUGUGGUAAGUUGCUAAGAGACAAGUUGCAAAGAUUUCAGUCUCGUGCAGCAAGAGUCCUAACGGGUGCUAAUUAUGAUACUCGCUCAGCUGAUCUUCUCAACAUGCUUUCUUGGGAUACACUUGAAAAUAGGCGGUCUGGUGCCAAGUCAGUAUUAAUGUAUAAAAUACUUAACAACCACACUGCGCCAGGUCUCCGGGGGUCAUUCGUCAGAAGAGAAAUAGAUCAAACUAAUUAUCAUCUUCGAAACACAGCAACUGAUCUAACAAUUCCUAAACCGAAACGAGAAUUUCUUAAAAAAAGUUUUAAAUAUAGCGGCGCUAUGCUCUGGAAUCAACUCCCAAACGAAGCAAAAUUGGCCGAGUCGCCUCAUUCGUUUAAAUCAAUUGUUCGACAGCGACAUGCUUCCUAAUUAUUUGUAUAUAGUAACGUGUACAGUAUGUGUGUACUAAUAUUUAGUUUAAAUUUUCCUUUUAAUGAUUUUUAAGAUCUAAACACGCCCCCCAUGGAAACCAGCCUAGAGUUGAUGGGGCUAGCGUGUUCUUCUUUCUGUUAAUUUUAAAUAAAGUAUUACCUACCUACCUACCUACCUACCUACCGGACGCGAAUCCACAACGCGACGCGAUUUUUUAGUUUUUGAAAGUUAAUAAAACAGCUAAUGAGAGCAAAUUUUGAAAGGUAUGUAGACCAGAUAACUCAAAAUGUUAUAACGCUUCUAAAUAUUUGGAAAAUUUAAACUAGGAUCAAAGUUAUCGUUCAAUGAAAAUCGAAAAAUCGCGUCGCGUUGUCGAAUCGCGUCCGGUCUGUCGAAAGCCUCUAAUUAGUCUAAUACAACCAAGCAGAAUUAUUUCUAAUGGGGAUUUGUACAAUUAGGUUUUAGGUGUCAGCCUUUGCCCUUUGGAAAAAGCGAAGCCGGAGCAUUUACUUUAUAAACUUCAUGACGAAUAGAACUGAGAGUUAAAUUGGAACGCGGAAUGACAGAUAACGCGGUUCACGAGACGAAUAAUUAUCACAAUUAAUAAUCAGAAUGACAAAAGCAUUGGAAUGCAAUCUCGGCUGGAUACGAAUAAUUCCUUUUUCGAUUUAUCUUUUAUAUCGAAACCGCUAAACUAAUUAAAUAUUCUAAGCUCACAAAAUCGAAGGCCAAUUUCUGAUCUGUGGCGUGCGUAGCAAAGUUGAAAGUUCCUACAAAGUUUUUGCGAUAUGUCUUCGUUAAAUGACCGUGAAAUAACUGCCUUGAAAGAUGCGAUCGACCUGUACGAUACUGUUGGAGAUGGAAAAGUCGAUUCUCUUGCCUUGGCUGACAUCUUGCGAGGCAUUGGCGAAAACCCGACAGAAAGCGAUGUUCAAAAAUUUCUAAAACAAGUCGACCCGGUGGGGAAUAAGCGAAUUUCGUUGGACGAUCUUAUACCUAUCGCUUUAUCCUGUAAGCAGAAAUCGCGAGAUGUCCAACCCCAAGAAUUUGUGGAUUGCUUGAGAGUCUUUGAUAAAGAUUGCUCGGGCAACAUUAGCAGCGCCGAACUUCGACAAGUGUUGACGACGCUAGGGGAUAAAUUGUCGACUGACGACGUGGACAUGUUGACGAGCGGGCUUGAACACAAGGGACAAGUGAACUAUGAGGAAUUUGUGAGAAGUGUUAUGUCUGGGUAAAUAACUACGAAUUGUGCUGUUAUUCAACGCGUUCUCUGAUAUUUUUUUACAAUAACAUAUGUAAAGCAUAGUUUUAAUAGCCAGUUAAAACAAACAUACAAAUGAGUGUUGUCAACAAUGUGCACUUGUCUUUAUGUCAAAUGAUCUCGUGGACAUAUAGACAGACAGUGUAUUUUCGGGGCUGAAAGCACUUCAAUAGCCUUGUUUUAACAUUAUUUUAGCCUAAUAUAUGUACUGUUUAAUCACUUCCUAACAUUUCCGUUUGUAAAGCGUUGUUAGAAAUAUGUAUUCAGUAUACUGUUUUGCAAUUAAAAUUUAAAUUCUUA